Messenger RNA from Moneuplotes crassus, 908 nucleotides. The record is from the annotation of a GenBank genome assembly. NCBI's taxonomy places the organism in Eukaryota, Ciliophora, Spirotrichea, Euplotida, Euplotidae.
AUUUAUUCAGAAUAAAAUGCUCGAAAGUGGACUUCCUAGCCACACCUACAAGUUCUCAUCAGGUGUGUUGAACGAUAACUGGUAUGAACAGAGAAUAGCUCCAGAACAGAAGUUACAGAGCAAACCUGAUGAGAAAUUAAUGAGAAAUGUCGAGCCAGAUAUCAACAUGCUUGGUGCCAAUGGUGUCCCAGCUCCUCUAAAGAGGAUCAAGAGGAACUAUCCUUGGAAUACCAAAGAUAUUAUUCCCAAUGAUGGCUUCAAGGAGAUGAAAUCUAUUAAUAAAACCGAGCUUGUGCAUCCAGAUAAGGUCAAAGUUGAAGAAAAGAAGAAAUUAAGAAUGAUCAAUAAGUAUAACAUAGCAGAGCUUUCUCUAGUGGAUAGGCCGAUAUCAGGUCCAGAAAGAGGCUUUGGAGCUACAAUUAAACGUUUUGAUAAGGAUCAUGAUAAGCCUUACUUCAAUACAACCAAUAUGGAGUUCUACGGUGAGCCAAAGAAAUUUAGUGCAGCAGAAACAACAGUUAAUUUUAACCAUACUGAAGGAGAUAAUGCCGGAGAAAGGAAUUAUGAAACAAAGAGUGGAAUCAAGAAGUUGACUGGUCUCACUGGAGAAGUAUAUAAUACCUCUGCUGAUCCUCAGGAGCAUACAGAGAUUCAGAGAACAUGGAUAUACAAGAAGGAUAAUGCUAUUGAAGCUACAAAGAACGGGCUUGCUGGUACCGAUCAGACAAAACCAUAUGAUAAUGCUAAUUCAUUGUGUCUAGGCAAAGGAGAGCAUUAUUAUCAUAAAAAAUCCACAGAUGCAGGAGCUUAUAGACAUGUGAGGUCAGAUAUUACCAGAACAAUUGACGCUCCUGCGUUAUACAGAGUUUAGGCCAUAGCAAGUUACCUUAUUUAUCGAUAUUUCAAAA